This is a messenger RNA of Botrytis cinerea B05.10, 2418 nucleotides long. RefSeq lists its product as hypothetical. Lineage: Eukaryota; Fungi; Ascomycota; Leotiomycetes; Helotiales; Sclerotiniaceae. Bases 77 to 2335 code for a protein of 752 amino acids. The transcript is spliced from 8 exons. The record is from RefSeq and is a predicted model, not a curated record.
GGAAGCAUCCUUCAAAGUUUGACUAUACAUUCCUAUAAUUUUACGAGCCAAAAUACAAACUUUCGUAACAUUUGAAAUGUCAGAAAAUAUGGCAUCGAGAGGAGGGCCCAUGGGGUCAAAGAAUGGCAAUGUCUCCAGACAGACAGUGUCAGUUCGGCGUGAAGGCACCUCUCAAAAUCAAAGCAACAGGACAAUGCAUUCUCCAACCCCGAGCACUGCUAUAUCGGUGCGGAGUUCCAACAUGCGAUUACACCUCAUCGCCCCAACAGAUAAAGUUGUUAUUGGCCUAGACUACGGAACAACAUUCACAUCCGUCUCUUACAGCAUUGUUCCCAUCAACUGUGGUAAUAUGAAAAGCUCUGCUAAUGAUGUCUUGAGUGUGAUUAACUGGCCAAGCGAUGGAGAAGAUGGCGAGAGGAAGCAAGUUCCAACGGAGAGUUGGUACUCCCCAGAGCCGGUCGAGCGGCAUCGGAACGAUGAAGAUAAGAUAUUUGAUGAGAAUUUAUUCGAUUUAUCUCAAGGAAAACACCCAUUGCUUCUUAGCGGAGUAGCUGGGGAUACCAUCAACGAUCCCGAAGAUUCGGAAAUGGAAGAUGAGCUUGCAGUCGAUUUUCUUUGGGGUUACGGCGUGCCAUAUCAUAUGUACAAGGCGAAUUCAACACGAAGUCAGAGACGUCUCGUGAAGAGAGCUAAACUCAUGUUGGUGGAAACCGAGUACACCAACGAAGAUCGAAAGGGUCUUCGAAGGACAUUAACUGGCCUUCUUAAGGAAGGUAUCAUACGCAGACAUGGUAAACGAUCUAAAACCGAAUCUGAUAUGUGGGAUGCUGUUGACCCAAUAUCGGAUUAUAUCGUGAAAGUUUUACAGCAUACCAAAGAACAAUUGAAACACCUUCAUAGGUUUACUGAUCAAACUCCUGUGGAUUUCGUCAUGACUGUGCCUACUGUCUGGUCCCCGGAAGCCUCCCGUGUACUUCAAACGUCGGUCAAAGCAGCGAUCCAAGCCACUGCCUUUGGAAAGCCUUGGGGUACAACUGCGGACAAUGUUUUCCUCAUCUCUGAACCAGAAGCUGCUGCUACAUUCCUCUUAGAAAGUUCAGAAGAUAUAUCUCUUGGCGAAACUUUCAUUAUUGCUGACUGUGGUGGUGGCACUGUUGAUGUAGUUACGUAUGGAGUCAGCAAUCGUUAUCCACUACGUUUGAAGGAUGAAAAGAUCCAGCCUAUUGGGGAUAACUGUGGUUCUAGUUAUCUCAAUGAUGGCUAUAGAGAUAUGUUACUUAAUCGCCUACAAGACGAGGAUUAUCUCUUCAAGAAUGGCGAUACCCUUGAGUCAAUUGUCAAUCGAUUGAUACCAGACUUUGAAAAUGAAUACAAGAGACGAGUUAACGUCAUGGCGAGAUGUGGUCACAGGGUUUACAUAGCUGGCUUGCACGGUGAUGAACAGAUCAAUCGCGUUGGUCUAGCUGCAAAGCGUUUCGAGGCUAACUAUUUACAAAUGAAUUUGGGCGAUUAUAAGGAAAUUUUCAAUCCUCUUCUUAAGCGUGUCUCAAAUUUGCUCGAGAACCAGAUUGGACAAGCUGUGGAAAAGAACCUAGUGGUCAAGAAAGUAUUCCUUGUUGGUGGAUUUGGUGGUUCUCCUUCUUUGAGGUGCUAUCUCAAAAACUGGCUUGCAAAGAGAUCGGUGAAACUCACCUUCGAUAUUGAAUUGGUAGCAGAUAGACACAAAUGUAUCACAGCUGUGGCAUCAGGUGCUGUUCUUCGUGCUCUUGAUAAGAAAAAUGGACCAGAAAGAAUUUCCCAAUCAAGCUAUGGCUUCCUCCGCCAUGAGCCAUGGCAACCUCGACUAUAUUCCGGACAUGAAAGAGCCAAGCCCGAUGAGAGUGAAUUGGAUGGCGAAAAAUAUGUAGCCACGAUCGAUUACUUCAUGAUCAAGGGAAGCCCAAUCCGUCCAGAUCAUAAAUUUUCUCCUUUUCCUACCUAUCACACCUUUCCAGUUGACGAAAAGAAAUUUCUCUGUGAAGAAAUUCUCUAUGUUUCCGAUAGCGCUACAGAGUCUCACUACAGUCGUAAGGAUCUUAAAAAUGCUAACGCACAAAUCGCUGGCCGCAUUAUCGUAGACAUGACAUUUCUCCGCGACAAAGGCAUCAUCACACCUGUAUACCCAGAAGAAGGUAAGGACGGGAAGGAACACUAUAGAGUUGAAUAUGAACUAGUGGCCAAGGUCGAAGGAAGAGCUCUCAGAUAUGAAGCGAGAUAUCCAGCUGGUGAAGGUGGGAAGGUACGAGGCCAUGGACAAUUUAGUAUUGCGGCUGCUUUUAGGGAGGGAACUGCUUAGAAUGCAUUGCAAUCUAUGAUUUCGUGUAUGUUUGGGAAUAUUGGAUUGGUUAGUAGUAGUAUCAGUUAGGGUUGAAAGAUUCA